Messenger RNA from Arabidopsis thaliana (thale cress), 373 nucleotides. It is a transcript of the gene CRP4, whose product is annotated as ECA1 gametogenesis related family protein. The record is from RefSeq and is marked reviewed. NCBI's taxonomy places the organism in Eukaryota, Viridiplantae, Streptophyta, Magnoliopsida, Brassicales, Brassicaceae. The coding region runs from base 5 to 373 and encodes 122 amino acids. Gene Ontology annotation, cellular component: extracellular region. The transcript has a single exon.
CAUUAUGCCUAUCAAAAAUGUGUUUUCACUCUUAGUGGUUCUAUGCAUCAUAGUUUCUGUAAAUGCUCAGUUACCUCAGUUUCCGGCUCCGUUUCUUUUUCCAUUUUCGUUUCAACCGAUUCCUGGAAUGCCAGGAUUACCUGAUAUAACGAAAUGUUGGUCAUCCGUGAUGGAUAUUCCUGAAUGCAUUGCAGAGAUUUCUCAAUCCAUUUUUAUUGGCAAAUUCAGUAAUUUAGGUUCUGCUUGUUGCAAAGCAUUUUUGGACGCUGAAGCCAACUGCAUACCAAAAAUUCCACUUAUUCCGCUUUUCCCUCCGAUGCUAAAAGAACAAUGUUCAAGAAUUGCCGGUGUAACUCCUCCUACACCGAAAUAG